ACACGGGAAGGUUCUAUCGCUGAAAUCAUGGAAAUCUAUGUUAUUUCUCGUUCUCAAACCCUCAAUAUUAUCUAGCGGUGUGUUUGUUUUUGGUUAAUUACAGGGCAAAAAGCAAAUGUUUUGUUUACUCGUGUCUCCUCGCCGCUGGCAUAUACCUAUGGCCGCUGGAUUGUAGUGGAACUAAAGUACUGAGCGUCUGUCGUCGAACACGGAAGGAAUAAGCAGCGGACCGACCAACUCAAUGUCGUGCGACUGACCCUGGACUAAAUAUAACUUUAUAUUAUGAGGGUUUCAUCCUGAAACAAAGAUGCUCUCUGUUGUAUUUAGAAGAAGCCCCUUUGCAGCUCAGAAGUUGUUGCACUGGGCAGGUCCUCCACGAAGAUGCUGGACAUCAGCCCUGACCAGAGCCUCAGAUGGUGGAUCUGUCUCCUCCUGCUGGUCUUCAUUAACCAAGCUCCUGUCUACAAAAAGGGACACUGGACAAGUGAAACCUCUAGCUGUCCUUGGGUUCAGGAAGACUGAGCUCCUCCAGCCAACACAGACUCAUAAUGCUUCAUUUCCAGUGAGGAACCAACAUUUCCACUCUUCUGCUGUGAGGCUGAAGAAGCGACCUUUGCCUAAACCUAGUCCCAGAGAGCUGGAUCUGCUGCGCUAUGACAUGAAGCACUUGUGGGAAGGUCCCAACCCUGCCCUCUAUUUGGGGUUUGCGGGGCUGAUCCCCUUCGUCUGCCCCACUCUGCUUAUGGCUAUGACUGAGACCUACUACCCAGAGUUAGCUUACGCCCAGGUAGCCUACGCCGCAUCCAUAAUUUCUUUCCUGGGCGGAGCUCGUUGGGGAUUUGCACUUCCUGAGGGCAGCCCAGCCAAACCUGACUGGGUCAACCUGGCCAGCAGCGUGGUUCCCCCCCUGUUAGCCUGGGCGACCAUGCUGAUGAGCGACAACAUUGUUCCUGCAACCACCAUGGUUAUCAUGGGACUUGGAAUAUCACUGCAUUAUGAUCUGUCUCUGCUUCCCACUUAUCCCAGCUGGUUGAAAGCCCUGCGUGCCGUCCUGACCACUGUGGCAUUUUUUUCUCUAUUUGGUACACUCGUGAUGAACGGUUUUUACCCAGAAAAGACAUUCUUUUCAGAUUGAAAAGAGAUUUUUAUGUUGCACCAUAUCUACAUUUGGGUGAUCCAACUUAAAGAUUUUUCUUGAUAUUAAUCCUAUUAACUGUCUUAAUCAGAGGUCUGUCGGAUUGAAUGUCUUUGUUGGGAGUAACUGUUUGUACAUCAUUCUGUACAAAUAAAACAUUUCAUCAGCACCUAACUUUUAUAA
Messenger RNA from Stegastes partitus (bicolor damselfish), 1318 nucleotides. RefSeq names its product transmembrane protein 69-like. The record is from RefSeq and is a predicted model, not a curated record. Lineage: Eukaryota; Metazoa; Chordata; Actinopteri; Pomacentridae. The transcript is spliced from 3 exons. Bases 308 to 1135 code for a protein of 275 amino acids.